Messenger RNA from Musa acuminata AAA Group (dessert banana), 888 nucleotides. Its product is annotated as polyadenylate-binding protein-interacting protein 11-like. Gene Ontology annotation, molecular function: RNA binding. The transcript has 9 exons. Lineage: Eukaryota; Viridiplantae; Streptophyta; Magnoliopsida; Zingiberales; Musaceae. Bases 1 to 888 code for a protein of 295 amino acids. The record is from RefSeq and is a predicted model, not a curated record.
AUGACGACUGUUGAUAUGGUGGAGAGCGCGAAUGGCUCCGUCGACCAACCCGGCGGUCCCCCUCUGCCGCUAGCACCCCCGGAGUCAAACCUGGAGAUAGAAGGUGAGGUAGAGGCGGAGGCGGAAGCGGAGGCAGCGCCGGAGGCGGAGGCGGAAGCCGAGGCAGCGCCGGAGGUGGAGGCGGAGGCGGAGGCGGAGGCAGCGCCGGAGGUGGAGGUGGAGGCGGAGGCGGGCGUCGAGCAGCUGCGGGAAAUGGUCUUUAGGUUGAACCCUUUUGCUGAAGAGUUUGUGCCGGCGUCAUUAAGAAAUCCGCCGUUUCGGAAGAAGAGGAGCAUUGAAGCUGAAGAAAGGAGGAUUUCGCUGAGGCCGGAUGCCAUCGGACGAACCAUAUUCGUGUCCGAUGUCGGACGAGAUGUUACUGAAGAGCACAUUGCUGGAUUGUUCAGUAUGUGUGGAAGGGUAAUCGAUUGCCGCAUCUGUGGGGAUCCCCAUUCUGCACUUCGAUUUGCACUGGUGGAGUUCGAUAACGAGUAUGGUGCAAAUGUAGCUCUCAAUUUCGACGGGACGAUUCUUGGAUUUCAUCCUCUCGCGAUCUCGCACUCCAAGACUGCUAUCACGCCUGUCAAUCCUUCGUUGCUGCCUCAGUCUGCUCCUGAAAGGGCAAGGUGUCUGAGGACGGUGUAUGUCAAUAAUAUCGAUAGCCAGGUUACACCGGCAGAAAUAACGGAUUUAUUCGUGACAUACUGUGGCGAGGUCUCUCGUAUGAAGCUUCUGAAGGAUCAUGCCAAUUCAUCCAACAUGGCGUUCGUUGAAUUCGUUAGAGUGGAGAGUGCCGGCAAAGCUCUUUCUUGCAGCGGAAUGGUACUCGGAGAUUCUCCCAUCAGGUAG